Molecule: messenger RNA, 563 nt
Organism: Populus euphratica (Euphrates poplar)
Lineage: Eukaryota; Viridiplantae; Streptophyta; Magnoliopsida; Malpighiales; Salicaceae
Product: arabinogalactan peptide 20
Exons: 2
Coding region: 192-422 (76 amino acids)
Source: RefSeq, a predicted model, not a curated record
CUCUCGCACAUUCACCGAGCCUUCUUGUAUUUAUACACUCCUCCCUCUAUUCUCUCCUUAUCCUCCCCCCAUCUCUCUCUCGCAAAGACGAGCACAUUGUUCUUAUUUCUGUUCUACCUCUCUUUGCGAAGCUAGUAGUAGCUAGAUCUCUCUGCUUUUUUCUUAGAUCUUAAGAGUUAAAAAGCAUAGCAAUGGCAGUUUGUGCUUCAUUCAAGGCUUUUAUUGCCGUUUUGGCCGUUGCUUCUCUUAUUUUGGCUGUUGUCUCCCCUUCUGUUGAGGCCCAGUCUCCUGCUCCCGCCCCUGCACCUACCAGCGAUGGGACUUCAAUCGACCAAGGAAUCGCAUACCUGCUGAUGCUUGUGGCUCUGGUGCUCACAUACCUGAUUCACCCGCUGGAUGCUUCAUCCUACACUUUCUUUUGAAUUUUCUAGGACUUGUAGAGAUGGAUAGUGCUCACUUACCUGGUUUCAGAAGGAAUUUCUUAUGAGUGAUUGAUUGUGGUGGCGGCAUUGGUUAUCAAAAGAUUGAUUCAAUUUUAUUUUUUUCUCGAAGUUGCGUUUUUA